AUUGGAACACCUGAAUUCAAUGAUUUGGAUGGCGUGAGGUCCUGUCUGCAGUGCGACCGCACGAUCCGCUACAUGCAUGAGGACUUCCUGUCCAGCGUUAAAGGAAUCACAGUCCAAGAUCAGAUGGAUCUGAAGGGCAUCAUAGAGCACGCCUAUACCACAUACCAGGAUACCAGCAUGCAGCUACGUGGGGUGAUUGACCCUACAACACUGUACCAGGUGCAAACGGAGUACCAGAGUGAGUUCCGGAGGCACUGGCAGGAGCACAGGACGGACCCCAUCCAGUGGGACAUGAUAAAGAUCGUGGAGAAAGGCAGAAGAAUACUGAGGAAGCAUUUAGAGCGAUUUGUCGCUGAAGGCCUGUGUCCAAAUAAAUGUGGUUUGCUGUUUCAGAGUGUAAUGAACUGCUCUACCUGUCAGUACGGGUUGUUCACGUGUCUAUCAGCAAGACCCACACGCCACUGUGGAGUGUAUCAGCUGGAGGGGGAGGAGGGUGGGCAGGUGGUGUUGGAUUGUUUUCUUUCCUGGCACAGUCUGAUAGUCGGACAGGCUGAUUAUCACUACUUCUGGAAACCGGAGGCAAGAAAUGUAUCUGAGGAUGGGUUUGAGGUCGUGGUGGUGACAGAGGACUCUAAAAUUGUCCUGAACCAGCUGAGUGUGGGUGAACAGGGAGUGUACCGCUGCCUCCUGCUGGACAAACAUGGCACUGAGCUUUCUCGCAUGUACUUCAUGCUGACUGUCACGCCAUUGCCUGCUUCAACCACAUGGCCGGUCCCACCUUUGCCUCCUCUGCCCACCUUGGACUUCAGACCAACCAGACUUCACAGAGACACACUGAUUAUCAUACUGGCUCUUCUCACUGUACUCAGCAUCUCAGCCAGCCUGGCCAUCAUUGUAGGCUUCAGCUGCAGUAAGACUGCGAAAUGGCAGAAGAAAGAGCGAAAAAGAAAGAAACAAAAGGAGGACAUCUGACAAGACGGGCAGGAAGAGUUGGCGUAUAACAACAUAUAUGAAUAUGACGAAAGCAGAACAAACAAUAAAGCUUUCCCUUCAUUCACUGGAUCUUAAAUGGGAGGUUAAUGUGAUCAACAAGUCAAAAAAGAGCAAAACAGGACGAAGACAGUCAUG
Pygocentrus nattereri (red-bellied piranha) is the source of this 1128-nucleotide messenger RNA. Its product is annotated as izumo sperm-egg fusion protein 1. Gene Ontology annotation, cellular component: plasma membrane; acrosomal membrane. The record is from RefSeq and is a predicted model, not a curated record. Gene Ontology annotation, molecular function: signaling receptor binding; protein binding involved in heterotypic cell-cell adhesion. The transcript has 10 exons. The annotation marks the transcript as partial. Lineage: Eukaryota; Metazoa; Chordata; Actinopteri; Characiformes; Serrasalmidae. Gene Ontology annotation, biological process: sperm-egg recognition; heterotypic cell-cell adhesion; fusion of sperm to egg plasma membrane involved in single fertilization.